AUGAGCAGCUCCAUUCAACACUAUCAACCCCCGUCAAUAAGUUGCAACCUUCCUAACCGGAUCAUCAUUGGCCUUGACUAUGGAACAUCAGGCACUGGUAAUAUCCCUAGCAAGCGCGUUAUGGAAGGAGGAACUGCGCUGAUAAAGUGCCAUCUAGGAGUCAGAAUCUACUUUGUUGAAGACAAUGUGGCCACUCCUGAAGAACACGUACCAUGGCCCUCCGGUGGCGAUCAACUGAAAGUGCCAUCCAGGAUAGCAUACCCAGUUGAUAACCCAUCUUUCACCAUGCUUUCCCCCUGCUGGGGAUUUACCAUCAGUCCUGACAUGAGGGCAUACUCGUUGACCAAGCUCUUCCUGGAUAGCAACACGGCCGAUUUUGAUGACCAGGUUCUAAAACAAAGGCUUUUCCUUGGUAACCCUGACCAGGUUCUCCACCCUGACAAGAACCGAGCCCCCGUGGAUAUUGUCACCGACUACCUAUCUCAUGUGUUGAACUUCGUGUGGAGGGCACUCCAGAAUAAGUUAGGUCUGGAACUCAACAGUCUGCCUGUCGUACUUCAAUUCAGCGUUCCUGCAACCUGGUCUGAGCAGGGACAACGACUGAGCCGUCAUGCCGUACUUCAGGCAUGGGAUUUUAGGAGACCACAGGAUAGGCUUACAAUGAUGUCCGAGCCUGAAGCGGCCGCAAAAAACUGGAGACGGGAUCUUGGUGUGCGACUGUGGCAGUGGGACAGUGGUGCAAAAUGUGGAGGCGCGGCUAUCGACAGUCGACUUUUUGACCUUAUGAGAACGCGCCUCCCUCAGCAAGCCUUCAAGCACCUGAAUUAUCUCAUCGGCCCAGGGGGCGAGUUUAUGACAGAGUUCGAAAAGGUAAAAAGGAACUUCCAAAGUCCAGGGGACGGGCCUUUCCAUUUGCCACUUCGUAUUAGGAGGGGCCGGGCGGCUUGCAGAAUGCCAUACUUUAAUCAGGGGGACUACCAGUUUAUCCUGACGGGCAAAGACGUUCAAUCACUUUUUGACGGAGUCAUCCGCAACAUCAUUGGCCUGAUCAACUCGCAGAUGACAGCUGCAGAUAGAGAAUGCGGCCGCAGGGUGAUCAACAAACUUGUCCUUGUUGGUGGACUGGCAUCGUCACCUUACCUUCAAAGUGAACUUCAUAUGUGCUUUGGAGUUGGGGGAAGAAUGCUGUACAUGACAGUUUCACCUGGGGAACCCACUAUGGCUGUUGCUCAUGGUUCGGCACUCGCAGCCAUGCACGAAAUAGAGGUCAGAAAGGUCAGAAGUCCUCGUCAUUACGGAGUUGGAUGCCCGGGACACCCAGAAGCAGAUAUAGAAUGGGUAAUCGUCAAGGACGAGCCACUUGAACAAGGACGCAUCUAUACCCGUAGAUACCCUUGGUCACAUCAGCUGUACCAGGAGGGCCAUGCCCAGGUGAUGACCAUCCCACUCUAUUCUUGCGAACUAUCCAGUCCGCCGCCCACUACUCGAUUCAGCGGUGUAACACUCGAGGGGUUCAUUCUUGUCGAUUUCUCCUGUCUGGAGCUUGGUCUCCUUCAUCGAGGGGGUGCGACUAGUCGGAUGCUCUAUGAGCCGGAGGACUUUGUCAAGUACAUUUUUUACGCGGAAAACAGAACUUUGAACUUUGGGGUGGAGCAGAAGACAUGA
This is a messenger RNA of Penicillium mononematosum, 1665 nucleotides long. Its product is annotated as Hsp70 family protein. The record is from RefSeq and is a predicted model, not a curated record. Lineage: Eukaryota; Fungi; Ascomycota; Eurotiomycetes; Eurotiales; Aspergillaceae. The transcript has 9 exons. Bases 1 to 1665 code for a protein of 554 amino acids.